This is a messenger RNA of Armigeres subalbatus, 1755 nucleotides long. RefSeq lists its product as uncharacterized. The record is from RefSeq and is a predicted model, not a curated record. Bases 1 to 1755 code for a protein of 584 amino acids. NCBI's taxonomy places the organism in Eukaryota, Metazoa, Arthropoda, Insecta, Diptera, Culicidae. The transcript is spliced from 3 exons.
AUGGUAGGCGUUCGCCAUGCGGACCAGUUACUCCAGUGCAUCCGUUGGAUAUCGUGCCCUGAUGAUCCGGUCAAAUCGCACAAGUUCACCACAGUCACCUAUGAAACGUUUCUGCAACGCUUAGGAAGCGAAGGCGAAACUACACAUCCUAUAGCCGCAAAUAUUGUCAAGAAUGACUUUUACUUCGCUGUCUUAUUAACGGGAACAGAUAAACAAGACGAAGGCAAGGCUCUCGUAGCUGAUUUAAUAGAUCUGACAAACUCAGCCGGUUUAAUCUUGCGAAAAUGGAGCUCCAGUAGCAACGAGUUAUUUUCUGUCAUUCCUAUUGGGCUUCGGGAUGAGCGGACUUCUUUCAAACUGGACUCGUCAACUUCUGCAGUAAAAACGCUUGGUUUGAUUUGGGAGCCAGCAGCCGACAUCUUCCGAUUCACCAUACCAAACCUAGGAUCAGAGACAAGUAUUACCAAGAGAAUCGUAUUGUCGGAGCUAGCAAAGAUUUUCUUCCCACUCGGGUUGAUUGGUCCGGUAGUUGUACAAGCCAAAAUUUUCCUGCAAACUUUAUGGAAGCAGAAAUGUGACUGGGACGAUUUGCUACCGGAGGAGCUACAGGGGAUCUGGGCCGAAUUUCGAAGGAAUCUCAUGGCAUUGGAUACUCUCACCGUACCCCGUUGGGUGUCAUUCUCCAACGAUCUUGCCACGGUAGAGUUGCAUGGGUUCUGUGACGCAUCAAAUGCCGCUUAUGGUGCCUGUCUCUAUCUUCGAUGUAUCACUAGCGAUGACUCGACAAUCGUCAAGUAUUGGCUGGCUUCUCCACCAUCUCGCUGGCAAAUCUUCGUUGCAAAUCGUGUUUCGGAGAUCCAGCACAUUACUAGCAGCGGCUUAAAAUACGAAACGUUGUGGUUUGAAGGCCCACUCUGGUUGCGGCAGGAUCGUGCAACGUGGCCCAGCUGUACAGUCCCUCUACCAGACAUCGAACAAACCCUUUUAGAAGAAAGAUCAACUGUUGCGCUGCCAGCUCGAGCGAAAUUGCCAAGCGAAUUAUUCGCUCUUCGAUCUUCGUUCACUGAUCUCGUUAGAUUAGUUGCAUACAUCCGUCGAUUCGUUCACAACUGUUCACCAAACAACCUCGCCAGCAAACGUUCAGGGACAAUCAAGCUGCAGGAGCUGAACGAAACGACUGAAGUAUUAGUUCGCCUAGCCCAGGGGGAUAGCUUUCCCGAAGAAGUAGCAGCCUUGUCUCGCAGUCGAGAAGUAAAAACUUCGUCCAAGAUUCAUGCGCUCAAUCCUAUUAUGGUUGGGAAACCGAUUCGAGUUGGCGGCCGGCUUGCUCAUGCAUCUAUCCCGGAGAGUCGCAAACAUCCGAUGAUUUUACAUCAUCGUCAUCCGUUUACCAAAUUAGUCGUGGAACACUACCACCGUAAACUUUUCCACGCUGGUCAGAAGCUACUGGUAGCUUCGGUAAGAGAAAAAUUCUGGCCCACAAACGCACGCGAUGUGGCUCGCACUGUCUGCCACAAGUUUGUAAAAUGCUUCCGGAACAAGCCAACUGUACACGAGCAACUGAUGGCCGAUCUCCCGUCCGUUCGAGUCAACCCUGCAGCCGUUUUUCUGAAGGUUGAUGUAGAUCUGUGUAGUCCAUUCUACAUCAAAUAUCCAAUUCGUCGCAGCACACCAGUGAAAUGUUUCGUGGCGAUAUUUGUAUGUCUGGCAACGAAAGCCGUUCACAUGGAGGUUGUAGGGGAUUUCUCGAUGUAA